GCACCUUUAACGGACUUAAACUUCAAUUUAUAUAUCUCAUCAUUUUGAACUUUCCAGGACAAGAUAGCUUAAUUCAUGCAUUAGCCAUGAUAAAAAGUCAUUCAAACAGCAGAAAUCCCCCUAAAAAAUGGCAGUGAUUACAGUCAAAGACUGAACAAUCAAAAGGGGCGUCACUUUAAAUGAAGUAGUAUUGUGGAUCAUCUAUUUUCUCGUAGGUAAAGGAAGGUCCGGUGUAUCCUGUACCAAUGGAGAUCAAAAAGGAGGCAAUGAGACCCCUUACCUGACCUUCUGGAGAAUUUGAACUGGUGUUAUCAUGGCCGACACUCAGAUGCUUCCGGGUCACUUACCUCUGUUUGGAACCUUCCAAAGUGAAAAGCAUGAUUGUAACAGAACCCCAGGCUUAGUGCUGGUGUGAAUUACUUCAUAGCAAUUGAGUUCCCACUUGUUUCUCUUACUUUAAUCCAGUGCUGCUCUCUAGUGUUCAUUCAUCGUAUAACACUCUGUGUUGUAUGAUUGCCUUCUGCCUGGCACACAGUGAAGUUUUUUAAAAUCUAAAGGAAUUCUGAAACUGUUUGGUUCUUGUAGUGUGUGGUGAGUGAGUCUCCACUCUGGAAACUCCAUUUCAACCUUGGAGCAAAGAAGUUAUAUGUAGCUAACUAUUUUUGAUCUUUUGACAAAAAUGCCUUUCAGUUUUAGCCACAUUUUUACUUUAUAGUUUUAGUGUAGUUUUAGCUGACAACAAUUUAAAGAUUUUGUCCAUAAAAGCUUAAAUUCUUAUUUUUUGGCAUAUAUGCAGGACAGCAACUCUGAAGAACUGGAGCAGAGGAUCAUGGGGAUUUUAAUCACUGAGAAAGACUUUUCCAUCCACCCAAAGAAAUGAAGAUCGAAGGUCUCUACAUGUAGACAGUCCUCCUCACAUACCAUCUUUGACUACCAGCUACGUCCAUGGCACCUCGUCUGCCUCAAUGCUCUCUUUGACUGUAGGCCAGAGCCUGGACAGUGCUGUCCAACGCUGGCCUGACCGUGAGGCUGUGGUCUUCCUGCAGGAUGGCAUUCGGAAAACCUUUUCUCAGUUUCAGCAAGAUGUUGACAAGAUGGCUGCAGGUCUUCUUGCUCUGGGCAUGCAACGAGGCGACAGACUGGGAGUCUGGGGACCCAAUUCAUAUGAGUGGAUACUUUUCCAGUUUGCUUCAGCAAAAGCUGGAAUUAUACUGGUGUCCUUGAACCCGGCCUAUCAGGUGAAAGAGGUGGAGUUUACACUAAGAAAGGUCCAGUGUAAAGCUGUGGUCUGCCCGUCUCACUUUAAAACACAAAACUUCUGUGAGAUGCUGAGGGAGAUCUGUCCAGAGAUGGAUAAGACGUCAACAGGCAUGAUCAAAAGCUCCAGGCUUCCAGAUUUGCGUAUGGUGAUUGUGACAGACAGCAGACAACCAGGGACGUUCCAUGUAGAGGAUGUGAUGCAGGCAGGGGAGAGCCAACAUCACAAAGAGCUCAUGGAUCUGCACAGCAAGCUGUCUUUCGAUGAACCCAUUAACAUACAGUUCACAUCGGGCACUACAGGAAGUCCAAAGGGAGCAGCUCUGUCUCACCACAACAUCGUCAAUAAUGCCUACUUUAUUGGCCACCGAGUGGGUUAUGGAUGGAAACCUCAGGUACGAGUAUGCGUACCUGUACCCAUGUACCACUGCUUUGGCUCUGUCCUAGGAGGGAUGUGCAUGGCGGUGCAUGGUAUCACCCUUGUCUUCCCCUCAACAGCGUACAACAGUAAAGCCAACCUCGAAGCUAUCCAGAGCGAAAAGUGCAAUUUCAUCUACGGCACUCCCACAAUGUACACAGACAUGCUCAGCCAGCAAGUUUUACACAAGUAUGAUAUGUCUUCAGUUGAAUCUGGUAUCAUGGCAGGUUCUCCAUGUCCUGCUGAGAUUGUACGAAAACUGAGAUCAGACAUGAACAUGAAAGAAAUAGUGAUAGGGUAUGGAACCACAGAAAAUAGUCCCCUCACAUUUCUGGGUUUCCCACAAGACAACGAGGAGCUGAAGACAGAUACGGUUGGAUGCAUCAUGCCCCACACUGAGGCUAAAGUGGUAGACCCCAAUACUGGGCAGACGGUGCCUCUGGGGGCCUCAGGAGAGCUGCUGGUCAGAGGAAGCUGUGUGAUGCUAGGGUACUGGGAUGACAAUGACAAAACCAAUGAAGCCAUCUGCCAGGCUCGCUGGUACAGGACUGGAGACACAGCCAGUCUGAAUAAUCUUGGAUACUGUCGCAUCGAGGGUCGUAUGAAGGAUAUGAUCAUCCGAGGAGGGGAGAACAUCUAUCCUGCUGAGAUAGAACAAUUUCUGUUUACACAUCCAAAAGUACAGGAGGUGCAGGUGGUUGGAGUGAAAGAUGAAAGGCUGGGUGAGCAGGUGUGUGCCUGCAUCAGGCUGAAGGAGGGCCAGACUUCUACAACAGAGGAGAUCAGAGCAUUCUGUAAAGGCCAGAUUGCUCACUUCAAGAUCCCUCACUAUGUUUUCUUUGUGGACAGCUACCCUCUGACAGCAUCUGGAAAGAUCAAGAAGAAUGUUUUAAAGGAGCAAAUGGAGAACAAAUUAGGCCUUUAAUUUUGUGGAAUCUGGUGGAUUGGGAAACCAGAAACCUAACAAGUGGAUUUUG
This is a messenger RNA of Cheilinus undulatus (humphead wrasse), 2652 nucleotides long. RefSeq names its product medium-chain acyl-CoA ligase ACSF2, mitochondrial-like. Bases 966 to 2600 code for a protein of 544 amino acids. The record is from RefSeq and is a predicted model, not a curated record. Gene Ontology annotation, molecular function: medium-chain fatty acid-CoA ligase activity. The transcript is spliced from 16 exons. Lineage: Eukaryota; Metazoa; Chordata; Actinopteri; Labriformes; Labridae. Gene Ontology annotation, biological process: fatty acid metabolic process.